AUGAUCGUGAUCUCUCGUUCUCAGCUCGAGUACAUCGCUCCAUCUUCAGAGGCCGUCAUCUCCGGCGUGAAGCACAUCUCUUCCUACAACUGGAUCGACGCCCCAACGCCCACGAUUGUCGUCCCUGGCGCGCCCGCACGCUGGAACCCUCCCAAGGGUCCGCAAGACCUCGCCGCGGAUUCCGGGGACAUCUACGAGGCCCAAUACGCCGCCCGUAAGCUAGACUGCCCUCUCGAGCCCCUGUUUCGGUCCGUCCAUGCCGAACACGACGCCUUUGACCUUAACGCCGUCGAUGUGGUGACCGACAGAGGCAACAUCCGCAAGCUGCUCUCCUUCAUCACCUUGGAGCCCAAGAAAAAAAAGUACUUUGAGGGCUUCACGAUCUACGUCGAGGUCGUGCAAAACACCGCGCUCUUCUGCCGCGACGAAGCGGUGACGGCGGAGAGCGGCCGAGACUACGGCUUCUGGGGCCACGGGUGCGAGUUUGAAAAGGCAUACACGGUGCCCAGGGUAGCUGGCAGCACGGCCCAUCACCGCGUCAUCUCGUAUCAGUUUGGCGGGUUGCACUUUCUCGUGCGCCACGAAACUGACGGGUACGUGGAGGAUACCGGCGACUCGUGCGGCAGCGUCGCGCGCGCGAUGCAAGGGCUCGUGCUCGCCCCCACGACGGCACCGACCCGCAUGGCUGGCUCAACGUUGAGCGUCGCCAGGGGCGGCGAGGUCGUGCCUCUGUGCGCCACGCUCGAGAUCAAGACGCACACCAUCCGGUAUAUGCUCACCUUUUCGAAACUAGCGGCGCGCCAGCUCUGGAUCUCGCAGACCCCCAAGCUCGUGCGAGCCUGUCACGACCGGGGCUGGUUUGAGGAACCGCAGGUCGAGGACGUGACUGCGCAGAUUCAGCAGUGGGAAGCGGACAACCAGCCGAUUCUGAAGAAACUGGCGUGGCUGAUGCAGCGAAUCGUGGUGCUGACCAAGGCAAGUCCUGGUGGUAGGGUCAGGAUCAAGUGCCACGUACCGGGCGACAAGCUGGUCAUUUCGCCAUAUGACGGGCCGAAACUUCUCCCGGCCGACUUGUACGCGAAGUGGACGGCCAAAGCUCCCUCUAGCAGACCCACGAGCCCAGCCGCCGCCAAGGAAACUGCAGAGAACGCACAGCAGAACACGAAGCGGGUGAAUGGCACAGGUAUUGGCCAGAGCACCGCAGUCACUUCCAUGGACCCUACUGCUGCCCAUUUCCAUUUCGGCCUGCCCACGCCGGAUGCCGCUAAGGGCGGUCAGGACAAGACCCCCAACUAA
Molecule: messenger RNA, 1296 nt
Organism: Cordyceps militaris CM01
Lineage: Eukaryota; Fungi; Ascomycota; Sordariomycetes; Hypocreales; Cordycipitaceae
Product: geranylgeranyl pyrophosphate synthetase
Exons: 1
Coding region: 1-1296 (431 amino acids)
Source: RefSeq, a predicted model, not a curated record